UAAAUAUUUCAGAAAACUCAGCCUUCAGUUUAGUGCUUAAAUUUUAAAAUGCUAAUUCCUGCUUAAAGCAUUACAGCCUUCUCCGGACAGCUGGAUCUUCACAUCAUAUGCCCAAAGUAGGAUAAUUUGAGCCUAAACAAUUGUGCCUUGACGCUGUCACCCAGGAAUUCCAAGGAACUCCAACCUUAUCCUGUCAGAGGGCUGAAAAGAUCUGCCUCACCACCCAGGCACUGGACUACGUAGCCCAGGAAAUGAAAAAGGGAAUGAAGCCAAUACCUGGAACAAAUUACACUUUGGUGACCAACUUCAUUCUUUUUGGACUCACAGAACACCUGGAAAUGCGGCAAUUGCUCUUUGCAACAUUUUUAAUCAUCUAUAUUGCCACUCUGCUGGGGAAUCUUGGGAUGAUUUUGUUAAUUUGGAUUGUUCCCCAGUUGCAUAUCCCCAUGUACUUCUUUAUUAGCAGCCUAUCCUUUUUAGAUGCCUGUUAUUCCACCACCAUCACACCUAUAAUGCUGGUAACCUUUUUAGUGGAAAAGAAAACCAUAUCUUAUGCUUCUUGUAUGACACAGUAUUGUUUCUUUGCAAUAUUUGCCACAACUGAGUUCUUUCUAUUGGCUGCAAUGGCAUAUGAUCGUUAUGUGGCCAUCUGCCAGCCUUUGCUCUACACUUCGCUGAUGACUAAGAGGCUUUGUACUGGAUUGAUAGCUGGCUCAUAUCUAUGGGGAGUUGUGAACUCUAUGAUUCACACUUGUGGUUUGUUAAGGUUGUCCUUUUGUGGCUCCAGGAGCAUCAAUCACUUUUUUUGUGAUGUCACCCCGCUUUUGAAACUGGCUUGCAAUGAUGUCUCUAUGAAUGAGAUGCUAAUAUUCAUUUUUGGCAGUUUGUUUGAAAUGAGCACCUUGCUGAUCAUUAUUGCCUCUUAUAUAUUCAUUAUUGCUGCAGUUCUAAGGAUUCACUCCACAGAAGGGAGGCAUAAAGCAUUUUCUACCUGUUCAUCCCAUUUCACAGCAGUGGCCAUAUAUCAUGGAACUAUUCUCUUCAUGUACUUCCGACCCACUUCUAGCUAUUCCCUUGACACUGACAAAACAGCAUCUGUGUUUUACACAGUAAUAAUACCUCUGUUGAAUCCAUUGAUCUAUAGUUUGAGGAAUAAGGAUGUAAAAUAUGCCAUGAAAAAAGUGUUUGGAAGAGAACUGGGCUCCCAAUAAAUAUCUCUUUUACUUUAUCUUCAGAGUAAACAAACAAAAAUGACUAUAUUUCAGAAAAAAAAUAUAAAGUCUUAACAAAGAAUUUCUUAAUGUAGAUUAUUAAUAGAAUCCUGGCAAUUCUUCCAUCUGCUAAAUAUACCUUAAAAUAAAAAUCACAACAAGUGAUGUAAAUUUGAUAAAGUAUCUUUUCCAGAGGAAUUUCUGGCCCUUAUUUGCAAGGCAAACAGCAGGAUUGGCAAACGCUCUUCCCUGGUCCUUGAUUUUGCUUAAAGUAACUUAAAGGAGAAAGGAAACCUCUUUAUAGCCACUCAAUAAUUUUAAAUCUCACUUAGUUUUCCUUCUGCCCUCCUCCCAAUCAUACACACACUCACAUGAACAAUGCACAAUUUUAUUCUCUCUUUUGAAAGUUUCCAAUAUUCCACCUUAAUAGCUCCCACCCACACAGAAACUUCUGUUAGCAGAGAUCUCUGGUUCUUGGAAAUGCAUUUUGAAGAUAUGGAUCUAAUGACAGUAUGAAAGGGUGUUUUCCUCUCUACAUACUUUUCCAAGGAAGAAAAGGUUCUCUCUGAAAACAAGUGUUUGCACUGUAAUGAAGAAUAUCCAAUGCAAUUGCCUUUUCAUAAUAGACAGCUUGUAUCUCAUUGAAUAAAAUCAUAUAUAAAUAAACCGAGAAAUU
Molecule: messenger RNA, 1887 nt
Organism: Pantherophis guttatus
Lineage: Eukaryota; Metazoa; Chordata; Lepidosauria; Squamata; Colubridae
Product: olfactory receptor 5J3-like
Biological process (GO): G protein-coupled receptor signaling pathway
Cellular component (GO): membrane
Molecular function (GO): G protein-coupled receptor activity; olfactory receptor activity
Source: RefSeq, a predicted model, not a curated record